This is a messenger RNA of Salvia hispanica, 765 nucleotides long. RefSeq lists its product as uncharacterized. The record is from RefSeq and is a predicted model, not a curated record. NCBI's taxonomy places the organism in Eukaryota, Viridiplantae, Streptophyta, Magnoliopsida, Lamiales, Lamiaceae.
ACUCUCUCUCUCUCUCUCAAAAAAAGAAAAGAGAAAAGUCCAAGACAAUGGAAAUUGGAAAAAGACAACCAAAAAUAGCCACAAAAAUAUGGAAUAUAGUAAGAAUAGCGAUGUACAUGAUGAGGAGAAGCAAGGUGAAGAGGAAGAUAAUGGUGGAGCUCAACACACUUGUAAACAAAGGUAAAAAAGGAGCCAAAGCCAUCCUCGACCACCACCACCACUACUCGUGCCGAUCCAACGACACGGCCAACACGGCCUUCGUAUCGGCCCGAGACUACGAGUUCAGCUGCAGCAACACUCCCGUCCCCAAGCGCAAAAACCGCCACAAUCACCAGUACGAUAAUGAUCUCAAAGUCAUGCACAAGGCCUUCGGCAUUCUAAGCCGUUACGACAUCGUUGAGGCGUCCCCGUUCCACGGUGGGGUCGACAAGGACGCCGAGGAGUUUAUCAACAAGUUUUACCGAGAAUUGAAGAAGCAGAGGCCGGCGGAGACGCCGUCGCCCUACCGUGAAUGGACUACCUAAGCAUCAUACAUCACGUGACUUGGGGAUGACAACAUACGAUGGGCGAAUUCAUGUUUUUAUCCUUCUUUUCAAAUUUCUCAAUAAUAAGUGUUAUCAAUUCUAUUUAUGUAUGUGACAUAUACAAACGAAAAAUGUAGUUUAUUGGCUUGAAUGCAUGUAUCUAGACUACUGCUAUGAUAUGUAUUAGUAGUUAGCAUUUAUUGAUGAUAUAGGUUUAUCAAUCCUAUAGUUAUAAAUUUUA